CUGGUGAGUGCAGUCUGGUGAACUUUUCUCUGAGUGACAGACAGACAGGAUCUUCUCUGGCUGCAGGACUGAGACAGUUUGACGGACAGAUUGAGUCGUGGGAUUCAUUACAAGUCUGCAGCGAUGGGACUAUUGUAGCUAUGUUAGAUAACAUAUUACCCAGUCAUUUAUUUUCCAUUUUUACCAUAAAGUAUCUGAGUCGAUGGAGCCUGGAGCAGGACGAGACGAUGGGAUCCUCAGUGCGCUUUGGAGACCGAGGAUGUGUGUGUGAAAGUGGACAGACUGGGGUCAGUCAUGGAGCCUGAGCUGAACUGCAGCUCCCAGUGUGAUUCCCCACUCUGCUUCAUCCAGCCAGGAGUCCACAGGCAGGACGGUCUCGACAUCCUGCAGAGACUAUGCAGUCUCAGCACGAUGGCGGUGGAGCUCCCACGGCGGUCUCUCUCCCCGGUGUUGAGCGCUGUGGUGUGGACGCUGCUCUCCUGUGGCAUCCUGCUGGCUUUCUGCUUCCUCCUCUUCACCCUGCGCUUCAAAAACAACAGGAUAGUCAAGAUGUCCAGUCCCAACCUGAAUAUCCUGACUCUCUUUGGAAGCGUCCUCACCUACAGCAGCGGCUUCCUGUUUGCCGUCGGGGAGCAAUCACACUCACAAGGUGGAGCGUCCACAACCGUGCUACAAGUGAGCCCCACAGUCUCCCUCAUUGCUUCAUUAUAUUGUUGGAUAUGUCGUUGUUGGAUAACCUCAAAGUGCUCUCCCCUGCAGGCUCGAAUGUGGACUCUUUGUGUCGGCAGCACCCUGGUGUUUGGCCCAAUUUUGGGGAAGACAUGGAGACUGUACCGGGUGUUCACCCAGCGAGUGCCUGACAAGAGAGUGAUCAUCCGAGACAUCCAGCUGAUGGGCAUGGUGGCUCUGUUGAUCGUGGUGGACAUGCUGGUUCUCACCGCCUGGAACCUCACAGACCCUAUCAGGUGUUCACGGUCUGUCGGAGCCGUUGUGAAGGUGGUGGAGAGAGACAUUUCCUACUCUUUGUCUCAGCUGCACAGCUGCUCCUCUGUCUACUCUGAUAUGUGGGUUAUCAUUAUCGCUGUUCAGAAGGGUUGUCUUCUCCUCUAUGGGACUUAUCUAGCCGGGCUGACCAGCAACGUCAGCCACCCUCCAGUCAACCAGUCUCCUACCAUCAUAACAGCCGUCACUUUGGUCACCCUUUUCUCUGCCGUGGCCGUCCCCGUGUCCACCUUCCUGCAGGCCUGGCCCAAUCUGGUCUACAGCACUGUGGCUGGAGCCAUUUUCAUCUGCACACUGGCUACCAACUGCAUGCUGUUUGUGCCUCAGCUGACCCAGUGGCGGCAGUUUGAGGAGGACCAGAACAACCCGAGUCAGAUGGCCAAGUAUUUCAGCAGCCCCAGUAAGAGCCAGCCGUCGGUGUACAGCCAGGAUGAGAUGUACUACCUGCUGGGGGAGAACAGCUCCAUGAAAAAACUCCUUAAUGAGAAGAACGCUGCGAUUGACAGUCUCCAGGAGCAGGUGAACAACGCCAAGGAUAAACUCCUGCGCCUCAUGUCGGCCAGCCGGCCACCCGAGGACCAGGACGUGGACUCUUCCAACAACAACCUCAACUCGUCCUCCACUCAGACCACAGAGCUUCAGUCUGACGGCCCCUCUUCUUCUUCUUCUUCUUCUCUACCUCAGAGAGACAUUAAAUCCCAGCUCUCGCCACCACAUCUCUCCUCCCACCUCGCUGCUGUCACGCCGUCCUCUGAGCCUCCCUUUGAGCCUCCCUCUGCUCCAAGCUCCUCAGCCAUUGCUGCUCCCUCUCAUCUCCCUGAUGGUAUUUAUAAUAACCAGAGAGGUGUCUCUAACUCUGAUGCAGCUGGGAAGGGAACAGGGGAGGAUCUCAAACAGUCCCUUCAGUCCCCUGGCUUACUCAGGACAGCAGAAGAGACAGUUCACUUUGUCACCUCCCUACAAUCCCCUAAAGGGUUAAACCCCUCUCAGGUUGAAACUUUCAACAAUCAAAGGGGCCUAACAUCCCAGCUGGGACCAAACGCCAGACCUACUGGCUUUGUUAGCAGCGAGCAGUUGCAGGAGAUCCUCCAGGAGCUGAGCGUGGACGCAGUCAUGGAAAUCGCACUUCGAUCGCCCGGUCAGACGUUCAGACCGCCCUCCGUACUUUCCCCUCUCUCCCUCCGGACACCACGCUCCCCUCAUCCACCUGUCCUCUUCCGCUACCCCAGCAUCUCCCCCUACGCGAUGAGGAAACGUCGGCCGCCCUUCCACACCUCCAGAAGAGGGAUGGCCCCUCCCUGCUUCUACGCGGCGUCAGAAGCCGCUGGUUUUGGGAAUAUGAGGGACAACUGUGAACACCAAAAUCCAGGCAAGCACCCUGACGGGGUCACCAUGGAUGGUACCCUCCUCCAGUUUCACAACACUGACCUCGAGCUACCGGAGGAGGAGGAGGAGGAUGAGGAGGAGGAGGAAGGGAAUGAAGUGAUAAGAAAACGUCAGAGGCGUAUUUCAAGGUCCCAUAGAUGUCCAGUCUUCCCCCGCGCAGAUCACACAUCAGCUCCACCUAAUGUGGAAGCAGGUGGUGAUAAUGAGCAGCACCGCAGACACAUUAGAGACUCCUGUGGGUACUGGGACUCUGACUCCAGCAGCUCGACAGACUACUGUUACUACCACCGUCCCUACUGUGACUCCUGCCUGCAGCGAGGCUCUCUCCUGUCCACGGACAGCUCCUCAGACUCCUCUGACAGCGAGUACGAAGGCUACCCCAGCCUGUACCGCUCCCCACACCCGGUGGUGUUCAAAGAAGACAUCAAACCCACCUUUGUAUGAGCACAGGUUUACUGCACUUUACGCGUUCAUCCAUUUCCACCACUUGAAUUCUUGCCCGUCGUUUCAAAAUUAGCAGGCACAAAGUUCAUUGUGCAUAAUGUGCGUCUAUCAUGGGAGAUCAUUUGACUGGAGCUUUCAGUAGGAAUGUGUUUUGCAUUCUGUAUGAAAAGAGCAUUGUUCUUCUUGAAUCACCGUGGGACAGUAUUUCUUUUAUUAGAUUUAUGAAAACUCACAAUGCUGUUUACUUUUUAAUAUUACUCGUGGCAUUAUUUGUAUAUUUCUGCUGUCAGAUGAAUUCCCUUACAUUCCAAAAAAUGUCUGACUUUUAGAGUAACAAAUAAAAAAAAUUAAAGGUUUUUCACAGAACAGUUGAAAUGUGCACCGUAUUAGCUAUUGUGCAAAUGCUGUAUUUAUUUUGAUAUUUAUAAUAACAUGUUUUUUGGUGUACAGAAUUACUUUCUGCACCCGUUUUUAUUGUUUUACAUGGUCAUACACAUUCUUGUUAUGUCAUUUCACUGAAUGGUCUGCAAUUUGCUAUAAUUUUCUCCUACAUUGCCUAUACAAUGCUCUACACUUGCUCCAAUCUAUAGCUGGUUUACGAAACACCACGGCCACACCGUCAGAGCGACUGGAGGAAACGGUCACUGCUAUUGCCUUAACACGCUUCCUCAUUUUCUCCGUAUUGCUAUCCUGACUCAUUAAGAGUAUUUAAUGUGCAAAGGUCAUCAUUAUGGAGUGUGUGUGCGUGAGAAAGAAAGAGUGCCCUGCUUGCCCUUUCAUUUCCAAGCCCUGUUUUUUCUUUCAAAAGAAACUUCACACCACUUCAUGUUUAUUCUGCAUCUUCUCCUGUUUCAUACAGUGAAGCCACGGCAGCAUGAACAGCCAAACAGAAAGAGUAUAAACCACUGGCUUCAUGUACGCCCGGAUUAACCUGCUAUGGGGCCACGGGGCAAAAAUGAGUCCCUGUUAAGCCUCCACACUCAUAUUCUCAUUGUGCCCAGAGUCCUACCAUCUGUAUUUCUCUGCUGUAACACUACCUUGCCUCAGGUUUUUUACUGUACGUCAGUUAGUUUUCAUGAUAUUCCUGCAACAGAGACAAAAACAGAGCAUUACUCCCCCUCUUUUUUAUAUCUCUCUUCCCUGUCUUGGCCUCUCUCUCUCACUCCCUCCCACUAUCUCCUCUCUGUCUCUGUAUUUUUUUCUUCCGCUAAUGGGAAAGUGUGUGUUUGCCGGAGGAGGUGUUGCUAUGAAGGGAAAACAGCGCCUUGCGUUACUUCUGCUCUGCUGCCUGUUUUUGAGACGCUCUCUGUUCUGCAUAUGAACCAUUGAAGGGCAGCCUGGGAGAAAUUCCCUUUGAUACGGAGCAUAACAGAAUAUAAAUAAACCACACAAAAGACAGACUACCAGCAUCGCUGUGCAGGAGGAAAGACUUUCCUGCCAAGUGACCUGCAUUCUGUUCAAGAUGGGGAACACUGACAUGUUGAGGAAUUGUUGAAUAAAAAUAGUUGUCAAUCAA
Molecule: messenger RNA, 4348 nt
Organism: Sebastes umbrosus (honeycomb rockfish)
Lineage: Eukaryota; Metazoa; Chordata; Actinopteri; Perciformes; Sebastidae
Gene: gpr156
Product: G protein-coupled receptor 156
Exons: 9
Coding region: 295-2832 (845 amino acids)
Biological process (GO): gamma-aminobutyric acid signaling pathway; G protein-coupled receptor signaling pathway
Cellular component (GO): G protein-coupled receptor heterodimeric complex; membrane
Molecular function (GO): G protein-coupled GABA receptor activity
Source: RefSeq, a predicted model, not a curated record